Prorocentrum cordatum is the source of this 2397-nucleotide messenger RNA. The record is from the annotation of a GenBank genome assembly. Lineage: Eukaryota; Dinophyceae; Prorocentrales; Prorocentraceae.
AUGGUCAGUUUCGACAAAAACAGGGUCGACGCCGCAAACGCCCUGAGCUGCGCUCGCGAGGAGGCCCACAAGAUCGACUACAGUAAGAACUUCAGGGCGGGAGCGACUGCUUCCCGGCUCAUGUCGGAAAAGCUUGAGGGCUAUCACAUACGGUACUUCGCGAUCAAGCCGAUGCACGAGCGCAAGCAACCGCUAGAGGCGGACGAGCGCGAGCAGGGCCAAACGUCCAUCCGCGACCACGGCCCCCGCAGCAACAACCAGAAUCAAUUCGUGGAAUGGGCCGGCACAGAAGUAAACCGAGAGGGGUCGAAAAUAUUCGGUUGGCCUGCCGCCGAGGCGGAGACCGCGAUGCGCAACCGCCAGACGGGCAGGACGAAUGCCAAGCCGAUCACACGUUGGACUUUGACGGUGAAGGACUGUGCUGGCUGGUUCCUCAACGGCAUCAUCAGCCCGAUGAAUGGCACGCUCCGCAUGCACGGGGUGAUGUGGAUCGGGGAGCUCAGGGCUGGCAAGAGCAACGGCGGCUGCGAUUUUGCGCAUGGGUCGAUCGGGCAAGCCGCUGCGAACUCUUGCGACCGCGACGCGGAGAAGGCGGCGCUGCACGCAGCGACGCGCAACAAGUACAAAUUGGACCAGUUCAAGCGCAUCAUCGCACCGUCACUGGAGGAAGUGAAGACCGAGAAUGACUCCAAUGCCAUCCUCGCCAGGUCGCACGUCACCGUUGUCGCGGGCAUCGGGGUGCAUUGGCGCACGGCGUCCGCCAACCUGGAGGGCGGCGCGGAGUUCACGCCGUGGCCCAACCCGAGGAGCCCCGACCCCUUCACCAGCGAGGCGCGGGACACGCCAUCACCAGCUGUCCGCCCGCUUCCUUCAGACUACGCCGAGAAGAUGGCUUGGUCCAUAGGCUACAUGGGCAAUCUGGUGGAGGGCCUUGACGCGCCCACGGCUGCGACUGUCCGCAUUGCCCUUAUGUUUGGCGAUGGCCCUGGACGCACGGCCUCCGUUGUCGGCAACAUUUCGCGGUUCGAGUCAGGCACGGCAAGCGCCCCGCCCGCCUCCGCGGCCGCUUCGGCGCCUCGCCCCGAUGGCGCGGCGCGCGCGCCAGCCGAUCAGGGCGAUGGCGAGAUCAAUUCCGAAGGCGGCAUGGGCGGGCGCUUCGGCGAGCCGCCCCAGGAGGAGGGCGCGUUCAAUUCCGGCGGCGGGGUGGACGGGCCAGAAGAGAGCGCCCCUGCCCCGGGCGUCGCGCAGCCCCCCAUCGCGGGGCGUUGUGGGGAAUUGACAAAGGAGGGCCACGACGAGCAGGUCGAAACUCUCAAGAGCCUCGCCAAGGUGCACCACGGCGCCUUCGAGGCCGAGCUCGGGCGCAUGAUUGAGCAGGACGAGCGGCGGGCCCCGGGGCCGUCGGCGGCGCCCCCCGACGAGGUCUCGCCGCCCGCGCCAACGAAGCUCGCCCCGCAGCACGCGCCCCCGAGCAAUGCCGAGGUCAGCCAGGACCCCAGCUGGCUCAAAGGCGCGCGGGGGAACUCGUGGGCGCCGAUCCUGCGCGUCGUGAACUUGCUCCGCCUGGGGCGGCCCCGCAAAGACAUCGAGGCUGAGAUCGAGGCAGGCCGCGGGAACUACGCCAGGUUCGCGCUCCUGGCAUGGCGGGGGCUCUACCAGGAGACGCUGGGGAAGGGCGCGGUCUCCCUGGGCGACCGCGCGAUCGGCGGGACCCAACGCGCAACUCGCAAGCUCCCGACGAUGGGCGCCCUGAAGCGGCAGCCUGCGCGCACGAUACACCGCAACCAGGAGCCAACGAAGCGCGACUCGAAUUACUUGAAGACGAGGAAGGGCACCGCGAAGCGGGCACCAGCCACGAAGAAGGCGGCUGCGAGGACGGCGAAGAAGCCCGCGGCAAACCUGAAGAAUGCUGGGCGGUGGCUGUGGCUGGCGACCCGGGUCGGGCUCGGGAAGACCGCGUGCGCUCACGAGAAGAAGAACAAGAUGAUUGCCGAUCGACUUCGUCUGCGGGUGGCAGAUGCGCAGGGCGGCGCGCCGCGUGGACUGGGGGGGAUCAAGGUCACGUUGGAGGAGAAGGUAAAGAAGGGCACUUUCCUGGUCCAAGACGGCUGGACGUCCACCACCGCUGCCGCGAAGGCCCUGGGCUACACGAGCGCCCCGCCCGUCGCUCACGAGAAGAACUGCCGCGACCCCGCCGCUGGCUUCCGCGCCAACGACGCCGAGUCUGAAAACUCUCGGCUGACAGGGUGGGACCGCCAGCGCUACGGCCAGCUGCAGCUGGGCGCGCUGGGGAUAGAGGAGUACGCGUUCCACGUGAACGCGGGCGACACCGUUGAGAGCAUGUUCGAGGGCCUCUCGCAUGCCAACGGGGGCCCGCGGCAGAACAGACUGCCCUGA